AUUCCAUCAUUUGAACUUGCACCAGAGUUCAACAAUGGAAGUGAAGACGAUGAAGAACAGAAAAGUGAAGAGCUACAUGAAGCGGAGCACGAGAAGAGUAAUGACAAAGCUGAAGAGAGCAAAGAUAGAAAUGGAACAAAGGAUGAAAUGGCAGCAUCUGAAGUGCAGACAGACUGGGGAGAUGGAUUUGAAGAACCAAUCAAUACCCAAGCAUUGGUUAAUGCAGUGGAUGAAAUAUUGGAAAAUAUGAUUGUUAAUAACAAAGUUGACAAUACAUCAGAAAGAACUGAAGCCGUGGAUGCAGCGAACAUUGAGGUUCCAGUCGUUCAGAACUCUGAAGAUAUCCAGAAGAAUGGGGUAGAAAGUGCUGAAGCAGAGAGAGUCGAAGUGGUGAUGACUGAGCAACCAAAUGGUGAGAAAUGUGAUGAUCGCCAAAAGAAGGAUGGGGUUGAGAUGAAUGAUGGUGCAUUUGAAGACGUUGAGAAAAGGCCAAGGAGAGAUACUAAAGCACCAAACAGGUUGUCUUUGUCAGGACCCGGAAACGGGAAAAGAAGGAAGAAGGAUGCCGCAAGAAAUGAGCUAAAAAAGGUAGUAGUGAGAGGGCCUCUGACAUUAGACCCAAAACAGCAGCCAAGUGAUAAGUUACAAGAAAUUAUAAUUGAUUUCAUGUAUGCGGGGCUACUAAGAAAUCACGAAAAGUCUGGCGUGAAGAAGUAUAAUGCAAAACAUGAAAUGCUGAAAUUGAGAAACAUGACACCAUUGUGGAAUGAUGGAAGACUGACAAGCAAGUCCUGGUACUACGCCAUAUGGUUUCAGGGGAAUUGGAUACAAGACACA
Molecule: messenger RNA, 837 nt
Organism: Cuscuta epithymum
Lineage: Eukaryota; Viridiplantae; Streptophyta; Magnoliopsida; Solanales; Convolvulaceae
Source: the annotation of a GenBank genome assembly